AGAUCCAUGAGGAAUUGAAAAACGUCAUAGACCUCCGUGAGCCACAAAGUGUAUGGAAGCUGAUAAUCCCGCAAGGAACUUAGAUAAAUAAGUUGAGAAGAGAUACAGAAAGACUUUAAGGCAGCAUCAUAGAUAGAUAAUCUCAUCGAAGUCGAAGAGUUACAUUUACCUUGAAGGUUGAUGAAACAAGGUGGAAUUCGAAGAUGGCCACCGUGUACUUCGACGAUGACUGUCCCUUAGAUAAGAAGAAACUGGGACUCUGUUCGUGGAUGUUUCUCCACACGAUGGCUGCCUACUACUCCGAUACUCCAUCCUCACAAGAACAGAAAGACAUGUUUCUCUUUAUACACCUUUUUGCCAAGUUCUAUCCAUGCAAGGAAUGCUCACGGCAUUUUCAAAACACCCUAGAAAACUAUCCUCCAGAUGUAACAUCACGCAAGAAAUUAUCGCAAUGGCUCUGCGAAGUUCACAAUGUCGUCAACAAACGCCUUAAACAAUUGUUAUUUGACUGCAAAGUUGUAGACCAAAGAUGGAGGACUGGUUGGGAGGACGGUUCCUGUAAAAAGUAAAACGGUCGAAUACAUUAUAUUUCAACAGAGUUUAAUAACAUGACUCAUAAAAAGAAACAUAAUGCACGGGUAAAAUGAAGGCAGCAAGAUCCCUUUUAAAUUAAUGCAAAGAACCACAAUGUUUCUUGUCCCAAAUGCGUCAAGCCAGAAGAAAAUACUCAAGUACGGAUAACGCUUCGGCGGUUUUGGAAAAAACGAAUAAAAUAACCGCCAUCAACAGAAGAAAAA
Molecule: messenger RNA, 797 nt
Organism: Nezara viridula (southern green stink bug)
Lineage: Eukaryota; Metazoa; Arthropoda; Insecta; Hemiptera; Pentatomidae
Source: the annotation of a GenBank genome assembly